GUCAACAGAUGAAGUUUGCAAUCAUCUCCACAGAAUAUCUAGAUAAAUAUCUGAGGGUAUUCAGGGGAUCAGAUUUGGGUGUCGGCCGCCAAAGAGGACAGAUACGCGUGUGGAGCCUAGAAACCAGUGGGUGCGGUUGUGUAGGAAGGAAGCCGGAGCCUUCCCUGAGCCCGCCGGGACGCAGAGGCUCGGAGCACCAAACGAACAUGGUGCGCGCUCCCCGCCUGCUGCUGCUGCUGCCAGUGCUGUGCGUCUCUGAGAUCUCACUGGAGCCCUGCGAAGUGGACGACGAUGAUUUCCGCUGCUUCUGCAACUUCACGGAUCCGCAGCCCGAGUGGUCCAGCGCCUUCCAGUGUAUAAGUGCCGUCGAGGUGGAGAUCCAUGGCGGCGGCCGCAGCCUGGAACAAUUUCUCAAAGGCGCAGACACCGACCCAAAGGAGUACGCUGACAUGGUCAAGGCUCUGCGCUUGCGGCGGCUCACAGUGGCCUCUGCACAGGUUCCUGCUGUGCUUGUGGGCGCCUUCCUGCGUGCGCUGGGGUACUCCCGCCUCAAGGAACUAACGCUCCAGGACCUGGAGGUAACCGGCGCAGCGCCGCCGCCGCCUCUGGAAACCACUGGGCCUGCGCUCUCCACCCUCAUUCUGCGGAACGUGUCGUGGGCAACGGGAGGUGCCUGGCUCACCGAACUGCACCAGUGGCUGAAGCCGGGCCUCAAGGUACUGCGCAUUGCGCAAGCACACCCGCUUGCUUUUUCCUGCGCGCAACUCCGCACGUUCCCCGCCCUCACCACCUUAGACCUAUCCGACAAUCCCCGACUGGGUGAGCACGGACUGACUGCAGCUCUCUGUCCUCACAAGUUCCCAGCCCUCCGGGCUCUAGUUUUACGGAACGCGGGGAUAGAGACGCCCAACGGCGUGUGCUUGGCGAUGGCAGUGGCGGGUGUGCAGCCCCAGCACCUAGACCUCAGCCGCAACUCGCUGCGCGCCACCGCCCCAGGCGCUCCUGGGUGUGUCUGGCCCAGCACACUGAACUCUCUCAACUUGUCGUUCGCUGGGCUGGAGCAGGUGCCUAAGGGACUACCGGCCAGGCUUAGCGUGCUUGAUCUUAGGUGCAACAGGCUGAACAGAGAGCCUCGGCCAGAAGAGCUGCCCAAGGUGAGUAACCUGACACUGGAUGGAAAUCCCUUUCUGGACCCUGAAGCCCCCAACUACCAAGAAGACCCGACGAAGUCUGGCGUGGUCCCAGCCUGCGCGCAUUCGGCCCUGGCAGUGGGGAUGUCAGGAACCUUCGCGGUACUUCAAAGGGUGGGGGGCUUCGUCUAAGGCCAACGGAGAGACAACUGAAUUGGCUCAGAUUGCCCCAGGGAAGCCUUAUCAGGACGUCGUAACCAACCAACCCUCUGCCCCAUCUUCAUUAAAAUGUGAAAGAACUA
This is a messenger RNA of Ailuropoda melanoleuca (giant panda), 1432 nucleotides long. RefSeq names its product CD14 molecule (gene CD14). The coding region runs from base 9 to 1322 and encodes 437 amino acids. Lineage: Eukaryota; Metazoa; Chordata; Mammalia; Carnivora; Ursidae. Gene Ontology annotation, molecular function: lipopolysaccharide binding. Gene Ontology annotation, cellular component: lipopolysaccharide receptor complex; membrane raft; external side of plasma membrane. The record is from RefSeq and is a predicted model, not a curated record. Gene Ontology annotation, biological process: toll-like receptor 4 signaling pathway; positive regulation of cytokine production; cellular response to lipopolysaccharide. The transcript is spliced from 3 exons.